UUUUACCUUAAUAUUUUAAGAUAUAUUUUAUAUUGAUUAGAAGAUAAGAAGAAAUAGAUAUUUAUUCUGUUUGUUUGAAAAAAAUUAUUAUAAAGUUAAUUUCUAUAUAAAAAAAAGUUCAAAAGCUAUUAAAUAAAAAUAAUAAUAAUUAAUAAGUGAGUGAAGAAGGAGCUAAAGCUGAACCAACCAACGACAACGAGCGCUUACUCUGUUUCCGCCAUUAGUAGAGACUUCAGAGCUUAAUGGAAGACCCAACUUCCCACUUCCUCAACGACCGUAUCAAGCUCAACGUCGGCGGUAAGCUCUUCGAGACUACCGUUUCCACUCUCCGCUCCGGUGAACAAGACUCUCUCUUAUCUGUCCUUUCCAACCGCCCAACUCCCGACCCCAAUCCCAUUUUCAUUGACCGCGACCCGGCGAUCUUCUCCGUUCUACUCUCUCUUCUCCGAUCGAACCGUCUACCUUCUACGGCUCGUCGCUUCUCCAAACAGGAACUCGCCGAUGAAGCUCUCUAUUACGGAAUCGAAUCGCAGCUCAAGUCUGCCAUGUCUCCCCCUCCCUUAGAUGGAAUCGAUGCUUCAGUCGUUUCCACUGUGCGUCCCGCUUCCGAGGGUAUCGCAUCAGCCUUUACCACUGUAGUCGAUGAUGGAUCGCUUUGGAUUGCCCAUGGCGGCCAGAUUUCGAGCUACGAUUGGAAUCUGAUCCAUACGGCAACAAUUCGAACGCAUUUGGAACACGUGACCUCGAUUUCCCGAGUUUACUCGGAACUCGCAGUGUUAGGGUCUGAGACCGCCGCGGGACUCCAUUUCUACGAUUUCUCCGGAGGCCGAAACGUCGGUUCCGUCCACUGGAGGGACCCGACUGAUCCGCGUAUAUUCAAAGCGCGCGUGAGUGCAAUCGCCAACUCGCCGAGCUCAGUUUUCGCUUCUUUCCAUUGUCCUCAUAAAGAGAACUCAAUCCUCGUGAUCGAUAAGUCAACUCUUCAAAUACAGUCCGAGCUUGGACGGCAGUCCGGUAGCUCGGCAAAGAAUUUGGUUCCCGGAAAGCUGACGUGGCUGCCGGAAACUGGUAUUGUCUUUGCAAGUUCUGUAACCUGUGGAGCAUUUGGGUUUUCUGGGUACAUUAGAUUGUGGGAUCCGAGGUCUGGGAACGUGGUUUGGGAGACGAACGAGCCAGGUUCGGGGCGAAGCGGGAGGUUUGGUGACCCAUUUGCCGAUGUAGGAGUCGAUGUAGAGGAUUCGACAUUGUUCAAGGUCUGUUCCAAGUCGGGAGAUUUGGCAAUGGCGGAUUUGCGUAGUUUAAAAGAGGAUCCAUGGAUAUACUUGCAAGACAACAACCCAAGCUUGAGGACUACUACUGCACUUGGUAACAUUGUGCUACACUGUUAUAACAAGCAAGUUUUUGUUGGAAGAGAUGGUGGUUUAGAGGUUUGGUCCAAAGUUCCCAACUGUAAAAAUGCAGCCAUGGAAAAAGAAAGUGGGGUUUGUGAAGGAUUGUAUAGAAGGAACUAUAUGGAUAAAGUGGAGGAUUCUGAGAGAGGGGUCAUUGAGAAAAUUGAAGGUGGAGGUCAAAGAUUGUUUCUUUGCAGACAAGAUGUUGAAGGCAUUGAAGUGUGGGAAAGCUCAAAUUCUUCCACUGUUGUGUCACUUCUUUGAGCUUUUUUCAUUUGGGCCUAAUUUUCAUUAGGAAGUGGAAGAGAGGCUUGAGUUUGGAUCUGUGAAGUUUGAGGUAUUGCUUCUCUUCAAUUUAUGCAGUGUGUUUGGUAUUCAUGAUAAAUUGCAUUGCACUACAAGCCAAUAUAGUAAAUAUAAUCAGACUUUUAUGACUUUUACCUUUGUAUACCAUUUACUGCAUAUAAUGCUAGUCAGAAACUAAUGUACUUGUAAAAGAUUAAAAAAAUUCGAGUCCUUUCCCGACCAAGAAAAAAAUGCUGUACAUUCUGAGAAGUAAAAGCAAUGUCUGCUAUAUUGAUCAAUAUCAUUGUUCAACAACUAGGCUGCAUUUGUGCAUUUGUGCCUCUCUGUAUCUUUGUUUCGCGAGGGUACGACGUACAUUUGACAAGUGGCUCAUGGCUUUCACUCCUUGGAAAAAUAUUUUGUGGAUGCUAAAUGGAAGUAGUAUUUGAGCACAAGUUUACUUUAUGUACUGAUUAAGUUGUAUGCUGAUUGUAGGUAGUAAAUGUAACUAAAUUUUUAGGAAAGAAUUGAAAGAAUGGUGAUUAAAUUCAUGAAUGGAACAUGUGUUGACGCUUUUUUUUUUGUUUAUACAUGUGUUGACUCGUACUGCAGCAUUUUCAGAAUCUCUCGAGUUAAAAUCAAGCUUAAAUUUUGGUCAGCCAGCUUCCAUAUUUGCUCUUGCACAAUCUGAGCCAGAUUUUCUUACAGCCUCCUUCUCCAGACUGACUCUCAAGAAUAAAUCACCUUCAUGGGAACUCGUGAACACAUUGAUAGCUGUGGAAGCCAAUGGAAACCAAGUAAACAUAAAAAAAAAAAAAAACAAUCAAGAAUGCAAAGGCCCACCCCAGAUCUUAGGCUUCAUCCUUAACAGUCAAUUUCUAGCCAUAUCUAGAUUGUCAACAUAUCUGAUCCAACCGUCAUUGUUGAUUGUCAGUAGAACCAAUUGACCAUCCUAUGAUUAGUACCACAAAAAUGUUGUAAAUUUGCUCAAAUGAGAUUCUGAUGUAUCGCCAAAGACGGGAUCACCUCAGUACUAAAGUGGAUGCGUCACAGGCAAUGUGAAUGAAGUAGGAGCUUGUUCAAUGAGACUAGCUAACAGAUCAGUACUAUCAAUGUAAUUAGUCAAAUCAAAUUCAUCUCCAUUACUACCGAAAAUUGAGUAUUGGUAUGGAUGUGAUUGUUUGUGGUUGUGCUGCUACUUCAGGAAAGAACAUUGUGGCUGCUAGUAGGCAGUACACUUAUACUGAACUUCAUUGGAGCCAAUCCCACUCGGUGUUGUUCACCUCCUCCCCCAUCAUAGCAGCCUCUCAAAUCUGGAAAAUGUAGAAGAAGAAGAGCAAAGAUACUGAUAUUGAUACCUUGAUACUGAUAUUAAGGCUUCUUGUUGGUGUAGGGUAAAAGAGUAAAAUUCCUACAAAAAAAAAAAUCUAUAUUAUCACUCAAUCAAUUAAAUCUUAAAUAUGACUUUUUUCCAUUGACUA
Cannabis sativa is the source of this 3157-nucleotide messenger RNA. RefSeq names its product protein ENDOPLASMIC RETICULUM-ARRESTED PEN3. Gene Ontology annotation, biological process: protein homooligomerization. Lineage: Eukaryota; Viridiplantae; Streptophyta; Magnoliopsida; Rosales; Cannabaceae. The transcript has 2 exons. The coding region runs from base 243 to 1655 and encodes 470 amino acids. The record is from RefSeq and is a predicted model, not a curated record.